This is a messenger RNA of Rhincodon typus (whale shark), 1168 nucleotides long. It is a transcript of the gene mrpl23, whose product is annotated as mitochondrial ribosomal protein L23. The transcript has 5 exons. Gene Ontology annotation, cellular component: mitochondrial large ribosomal subunit; ribosome. Lineage: Eukaryota; Metazoa; Chordata; Chondrichthyes; Orectolobiformes; Rhincodontidae. Gene Ontology annotation, molecular function: structural constituent of ribosome. Gene Ontology annotation, biological process: mitochondrial translation. Bases 99 to 560 code for a protein of 153 amino acids. The record is from RefSeq and is a predicted model, not a curated record.
UGCCUGGUGCCGCUAGGCUCCGCUGUCGGGGGAGGGCAGCAGUAGCGGCGGCAGGGGAGAGUGAGCGGUGCACGGAGCCCCAACGGACAGAGGACAAGAUGGCGAGGAGAGUGAUCUAUCCGUUAUAUCAACUUGGAAACCCUCAGCUCCGGAUAUUUCGAACCAACUUUUUUAUGACCCUUGUAAGGCCUGGAAGGGAGCAGCCAGAGAAUACAGUCCAGUUUAGGAUUCCUAUGGAGAUGACAAAAUUUGAUGUGAAGAAUUACCUACAAAGCAUCUAUAGUGUCCCAGUAGCUGCAGUGAGGACCAGAAUACAAUACUGUACUAAUAAGAAGAGAAACCAUAAAAAUCAAAGGGUGAAGCGUCCUGAUUAUAAAGUCGCAUAUGUUCAGUUGGCCCAAGGUCAGACUUUCAAAUUUCCAGACAUUUUUCCUCAAAAAGAUCAAACUCCUGAACCAGGCUCUAUGGAAGAUAUCCAAAAUAAGUUUCUGGAAGAUGAGAAGCAGAAACAGAAAGCAGACCCACGGCGAGGAGGCGUCACUGAAUGGUUUGGACUUUAAGAGAAACAACUUUUCAAAAGUUUUUUUUAAAAAAGAAAAUAUUAUUUUCCAGAUAGCUUACUGACCAAGCAUGAACUGAGUAUUUUUGUUUUGAAAGAGUGUCAACUCGGCAGGUUUCAGAUGCUUCAUAUUGUUUAUUGUGAGGGGUACAUCCUGUGAACAUGCACUCAUCUUGUGUAACGUUUGCUGAACAACAGCUGUUCUUAACAAGUGAUUUGACUAGAUUCUUGUAAUCCAUCAUAAGGUGCUGUGUUGUAAGUUUGACUUUGAUUGAACUUUGACGUUGAUGAUUGGAAACCUGGUUGCCAGUAAUUGGUGCAAACACCUGAGCAUUGUUUGUCUGGAUCCAAAACACUCAAUCCUCUGGGAGCUGCGAAAGUCAGAAUGUAUAUGUAAGCACAUGAGGGCACCCUGACAGCUUAAAUUAAUUUGGUGAAAGGUUAAAUUCAACGUUGGCGGAACAAAAUGAAGUUAUACUAAGGCCAGAUGUCAUGUUAAAAGAUCACGCCUUCCAAGGAAUUUAUUGGAAUAGCCUGUAUACUGUUUUUGACACAGAAUCAAAUUUGUAAAUUGUAAUUGUUCAUUCUUAUUAAAACAACAGUCUAAUA